This is a messenger RNA of Phragmites australis (common reed), 1437 nucleotides long. Its product is annotated as cytochrome b-c1 complex subunit Rieske, mitochondrial-like. Gene Ontology annotation, biological process: mitochondrial electron transport, ubiquinol to cytochrome c. Bases 240 to 1049 code for a protein of 269 amino acids. Lineage: Eukaryota; Viridiplantae; Streptophyta; Magnoliopsida; Poales; Poaceae. Gene Ontology annotation, cellular component: membrane. The record is from RefSeq and is a predicted model, not a curated record. The transcript has 2 exons. Gene Ontology annotation, molecular function: quinol-cytochrome-c reductase activity; 2 iron, 2 sulfur cluster binding.
ACGGAGGGUCUCGUGUAGAUGCUCUAACUUCCGUGCGGCCGCUUCCUCCCUUUUUUUUUCCAACAGCACGCACGCACGCGGCCUCCUCCUCCUCGUCUCCUCCCCUCGGCCUCGAAUCGAUCAUCUCCCCCAGCAAACUGGAGCACCCUAUCCCCAAUCCCACGUAGGCCUGAGCCGGAGACCACCGAGUGAGCGUGGCCAGCCCACCGUCCGUCCGUCCAUCCGUCCGUUAGUUCACCAUGCUCAGGGUCGCAAGCAGGCGCCUCUCGUCCGCCCUAGCCUGGCGCCCCGCCGCCGCCGCCAGGGGCCCCCUCGCCGGCGCCCUACCCGGCCACAACGACGACGGAGACCGCGAGCGCAGGCCGCGGUUCGUCAUCGACUCCCCCUUCUUCGCCGCCGCCAGAGGGUUCUCGGCUGAAACCCUUGUUCCAAGAAACCAGGACCUAAGCUUAGCUGAGCUCCCAGCAACUGUGGCAGCCAUGAAGAAUCCCAGUGCAAAAAUUGUCUAUGAUGAGUAUAACCACGAGCGCUACCCACCUGGUGACCCCAGCAAGCGUGCAUUUGCCUACUUUGUGUUGAGUGGUGGGAGAUUCAUCUAUGCCUCAUUGUUGCGUUUGCUCAUCUUGAAAUUCGUCCUGAGUAUGUCAGCAAGUAAGGAUGUGCUGGCGCUUGCCUCCAUUGAGGUUGACCUCUCAAGCAUCGAGCCUGGCACCACAGUAACCGUGAAGUGGCGGGGCAAGCCAGUCUUCAUCAGGCGAAGGACAGAGGAUGACAUCAAGCUGGCCAACAGCAUUGACAUUACAUCUCUCCGUCACCCGCAGCAGGACGCAGAGCGUGUAAAAAAUCCUGAGUGGCUAGUCGUCAUUGGUGUGUGCACUCAUCUGGGCUGCAUUCCUCUCCCCAACGCAGGAGACUUUGGUGGUUGGUUUUGCCCGUGCCACGGUUCACACUACGACAUCUCCGGUAGGAUCCGGAAGGGCCCAGCACCCUUCAACCUGGAGGUGCCAACAUACAGCUUUUUGGAAGAAAACAAGCUUCUCAUCGGCUGAGACUGUUGUCUGUAGUAUUGGUCCUAUGGUACUUUAAUUUUGUGUUUGAUCGACAAUUACCUUUUUUUUGUUGCCUGGGUAUACCUUUGUUCGACUGUUAUCUAUGAGUGCAGUGUUGUUGCUGGCACCUGACAGUAAUGAAUAACCUGCUGCUACUUUAAUACUGUUCAUUAAUGUCAAGUUUGGGUCUCUGUUUCCUGAGCUCAACGGGAACGAUCUUGUAAUACCUUAGCUGUCACAGUCCAUUUUAUUCAAUCUCGUACAUGUCAGUAACUUUCUCAAAUUGCUCGGAUGAGAGAACUUGAUGUACACUUACAGCCCGCAUGAUGUGUCGGGUUAUAGUGGUAGUUAUAUGAAAGAUGAACUGUCCGCUGUUAUGUUGUUCGAA